Molecule: messenger RNA, 2958 nt
Organism: Lathyrus sativus (Indian pea)
Lineage: Eukaryota; Viridiplantae; Streptophyta; Magnoliopsida; Fabales; Fabaceae
Source: the annotation of a GenBank genome assembly
AUGGCCGCCAACAAGUUUGCAACCAUGUUACACAGAAACACCAACAAAAUCACCCUUGUUCUUGUCUACGCAAUCCUCGAAUGGAUUCUCAUAAUCUUUCUCCUCCUAAAUUCUCUUUUUUCAUAUUUGAUCAUAAAGUUUGCUGAUUAUUUUGGUCUCAAAAGACCCUGCAUGUGGUGUACUAGAAUUGAUCAUAUCUUAGAGUCCGGAAAAAACAUGAACCCUUGUAGAGAUCUUGUGUGUGAAGCUCAUGCUGUUGAGAUUUCAAAACUUGGCUUCUGUUCAAAUCAUCAUAAACUUGCUGAAUUAGAUGGUAUGUGUGAGGAUUGUUCACUUUCAGUUUCGUUUUUGUCGAAACCGAAUUAUGUUGAGUUGUCUCAAAGUAUUGAUUUUUUUCCAUGGAUGAAGGAGAUAGAUAGGAUUGAAGGUGGUGAUGGGAAGGUUGUUGAGAAAGAUGAAGAGGGUUUAAGGUGUUCUUGCUGUGCUGUUAACUUUGAUAACAGAUUUUACCCUCCUUGCAUUGUGGUUAACCCUUCUGUGAACAUUUUGGAAGAUUUGGAGUAUGAACAGAACUCAGAGAAGGUGAAUUUGAUCAAAGGAGAUGUGUUUGUUUCAGAAGAUGAUCGUCGUUUAGAUCAGAGCAGAUCAGAUUUUUCAGUUGUUCAUCAUGAAAAUCAAGACAAGAUUGAAGAAAAAAGUGGAGUUCAUUUGUUGUUUGAGGUUGAGGAGAAUUGUGGUUGUUCUGUUUGUGAUGGUGUCAAGGAAACUAUGGUUGAUGAUCUGUACAAGCUUGAAAUUGGUUUAGAGAAAGGGAAGGAAACGGCGGAAGAGGAAAGGUUGAAAUUGAUUGUUCCAAAGCCUAAGGAUGAUGAUGAUGUUGAUGAAGUUUGUGAUCUGAGUGGUGUUGAAGUUGAGAAAAUUGAGAAAAUUGAGAAAAUUGAGGAAAUUCAAACGAAACAUCUUGAUUUUUUCAUUCAUGGUGAUGAUUGUAGAUUGAUUCCUGUUGAAUUGGUUGAUUCCGGUGCCACAGAAAAUGGAAAUCAAAGUAGAUAUAACAAGGGGUUGGAUGAAGGGUUUAGAGAUAAUGAAGAUUUUAUUCUCGACUUCGAUGUGAAUAACACUGAUGCAGAAGCUGAGCCGUUAAUUGAGAAUUGGCACGUUUCGGGUGAUAUUGUGGCAGAAUUUUCAUGUCAAGAGAAGAAAAAAUUCUACAGGGUGAAUGAGGUUGAAUCAGGGUUACAAGUAGAACAAAAUUUGGAGCAGAAUUAUCAAGAUGUGAGAUUCGCUCAAACAGAUGAAGACUUGAGCAAGGAUGAUAAUGUUGAAGUUGAAGUAAACAUGGAGAGAAUGAUGCAUGGAGAUGGAGAACUAGGUUCAUAUGUUUCUCUAGCUUCUGAAGAUGCAUCACAAACUCAAAGUGAGGAAUAUGAAGCAGAAGUAUCAAUUGGGACUGAAAUUCCUGAUCAAGAACAUGUGGAGGAGUAUCAAGGCCAAGAUAUGCUUUUCGAAACAAAUCAAAGAAUGCAAGACGAUUCAUCUACUAGCUCAGUCAGAUUUCAUGUUCAACAUGAUAGUGGUCAUGACAAAGGCGAAGAAGAGUUUGUAGAGUUUAACACCAUGUCACUUGAAGUGAGAAUGCCAACAUCAAGUAACCAUAUUCCAUCAUCUUUUGAGCUUAAUGAGAACGAAGAAGAAAAGUUUUCCGACACACCAACGUCUCUUGAGAAUCUUCAUCAACUACACAAGAAACUACUUUUUCUUGAAAGGAAAGAAUCAGGAACAGAAGAUUCAUUGGAUGGAAGUGUAAUAAGCGACAUAGAAUGCGGUGAGGUGACGCUUGAGAAGUUAAAAUCAGCGUUGAAAUCAGAAAGGAAGGCUUUGAAAACUUUAUACGCAGAACUAGAAGAAGAAAGAAAUGCGUCUGCCGUAGCAGCCAAUCAAACGAUGGCAAUGAUUAAUAGGCUUCAAGAAGAGAAAGCAGCGAUGCAGAUGGAAGCUUUGCAGUAUCAACGAAUGAUGGACGAACAAUCCGAGUACGAUCAAGAGGCUAUGCAGCUUCUGAAUGAUCUUAUGUUAAAGAGGGAAAAAGAGAAGCAUGAGGUGGAAAAGGAGCUUGAAGUGUAUAGAAAAAAGGUUCAUGAAUAUGAGGUACGAGAAAAGAUGAUGUUAUCGAGAAGAGAUAGUAGCAUCAGAAGCAGAACUUCGUCUCUUUCUUGUAGUAACGCUGAGGAUAGUGACGGAUUGUCCAUUGAUUUCAACCAAGAAACAAAGGAAGAAAAUGGUUUUCACGGCAAUCAUCAAGAAUGCAGCAGCAACCAGAACACUCCGGUAGAAGCUGUCUUAUAUUUGGAGGAAUCAUUAUCAAGUUUUGAGGAAGAGAGGUUAUCGAUACUCGAACAGCUUAAAGUAUUGGAAGAAAAACUAAUUAUCUUGAAUUAUGAAGAAGACCACUGCUUUGAUGAUGAUAAUACAUCGAUAGAACAUCUUCGUGAAGAGAACGGAAACGGAUAUCACGAUGGCGAUCAUGAUCAUGAUGAUCACCAAGGUCAGGUAAAUGGAUUUGUAAACGGAAAUGGAAAGCCGCAUCAAGGGAGGAAAAUCACAGCCAUAAAAGCUAAGAGGCUUCUUCCACUUUUUGAUGCAAUCAGUACAGAAACAGAAGAUAUAGAGUUGAGUGGAGAUGAAAAUGAAAAUGAAUUAGAUUUUUCUCAGUUGCAAAAUAUUUCGGCUGAAAAGGCAAAUUUGGAUAAGAAAAAGGUUGGUUUAGAAGAGGAAGUGGAUCAUGUUUAUGAGAGACUACAGGUGUUGGAGGCAGAUAGAGAGUUUCUAAAGCAUUGUAUCGGUUCAUUGAGAAAAGGCGAUAAAGGGUUAGAUCUUCUACAAGAAAUUUUACAACAUCUACGCGAUCUGAGGAAUGUUGAACUCAGAGUCAAGAACACAGGAGAUCUUGCCGUGUAA